This is a messenger RNA of Sclerotinia trifoliorum, 963 nucleotides long. Lineage: Eukaryota; Fungi; Ascomycota; Leotiomycetes; Helotiales; Sclerotiniaceae. The record is from the annotation of a GenBank genome assembly.
UCCGGAUUCGAGUGACCCCUCUCAUAUAACAUUUGUUGAUGUUCGCAUACACAAUUCUAUUGACUUCCCAAAGAUUUCUACAAUCUAAUUGUUCAAAAUGCCAGACCUUUCAAUCCUCAAAACUCCCGCCCCAUACCACAUCAUAACGUGUGUACCCCUCCACCCCCUCGGCAGCACUCUAACAUUCUUCCCUCUAGCUAUGGAACACUCUUCGGCACCCAAUUUUUCCAAUCCUUUAUCAACGGCAUCGUAGCCUUCAGAUCACUUCCUCGAGCCCAAUUUUCCGUUCUCCAACAAAAUCUCUUCCCAAUUUACUUUGGUAUACAAACUGCGCUCCCAGCCGUCCUAGCUAUCACUUACCCGGGCUCACACACACAUCUUGGGACUGUUUCCGGGAUUUCCGGAACGCUUGCCGAGGUCAAUAGAUGGAGCGUAUUGGUGCCAUUGGCUACGAUGUUUGUGACAGGAUUGGCUAAUAUGGUGGUUAUUGGGCCUGCUACCACGAGGCUUAUGAAGGAGAGGAAGCAUCAGGGUAGGUUUUUUUCCUGAGCGAAUUUCGGGCACAGGCUAGAGGAUGUUGGAAGGGAAGUUUGAAGAAAUGAAUAUGAAAGUGAGGCUAAUCAUCAUAUUUACAGAAACAAAAGACGGGAAGAAAUCCUAUGAUGCAGCACCUCAUUCAAAAGAGAUGCAAAGGUUAAACAAGGCAUUUGGGAAAAUGCAUGGGGUUUCCUCGUUGGUGAACUUGGUAUCUUUCCUUGCUACAAUGUGGUAUGGUGUCUCACUUGCAGAGAGAUUGCAAUAGAUGAAUAUGCAAUUAUCAGCAUUAGGCCCGUGGGUGGAUGAGCCAAAUUUGAUUUGUAGCUUUGCACACAAGAGCGCUUGUAAAUAGCUGGAAGUGAGGUGAAGAAAAACAUUGAGCACUAAAGAAUGUUAGAAGCUGCCGAAUUAACAUAGUGAUUGCCU